Messenger RNA from Trifolium pratense (red clover), 1265 nucleotides. Its product is annotated as probable aquaporin PIP-type 7a. Gene Ontology annotation, molecular function: water channel activity. NCBI's taxonomy places the organism in Eukaryota, Viridiplantae, Streptophyta, Magnoliopsida, Fabales, Fabaceae. Gene Ontology annotation, cellular component: vacuole; plasma membrane; plasmodesma. The record is from RefSeq and is a predicted model, not a curated record. Bases 99 to 968 code for a protein of 289 amino acids. Gene Ontology annotation, biological process: transmembrane transport; response to water deprivation. The transcript is spliced from 4 exons.
AAACCAAUUCACGUUAUAAAUCCGCUUCUUAUCUCUUCACUCACAUCACUCACAAACCCAACACAACACAACAACAAUCUAGAACUAGCAAAAAGAACAUGGAAGCUAAGGAACAGGAUGUGUCUUUGGGAGCCAACAAAUUCCCAGAAAGACAGCCACUUGGUAUAGCAGCUCAAAGCCAAGACGAGCCAAAAGACUAUCAGGAGCCACCUCCGGCGCCGUUUUUUGAGCCGUCGGAGCUGACUUCAUGGUCUUUUUAUAGAGCUGGAAUAGCUGAGUUUAUUGCUACUUUUCUUUUUCUUUAUAUAACGGUUUUAACUGUUAUGGGUGUUGUUAGAGCUGAAUCCAAAUGUAAGACUGUUGGGAUUCAAGGAAUUGCUUGGGCUUUUGGUGGCAUGAUCUUUGCUCUUGUUUAUUGUACUGCUGGAAUCUCAGGGGGUCACAUAAAUCCAGCGGUGACAUUUGGACUAUUUUUGGCAAGGAAGUUGUCCUUGACAAGGGCACUAUUCUACAUGGUGAUGCAAGUGUUAGGUGCUAUUUGUGGUGCUGGUGUAGUGAAAGGUUUUGAAGGUAAACAAAGAUAUGGAGAUCUAAACGGUGGUGCUAACUUUGUUGCUCCUGGUUACACUAAAGGUGAUGGUCUUGGUGCUGAAAUUGUUGGCACUUUCAUUCUUGUUUACACCGUUUUCUCAGCCACUGAUGCUAAACGUAGCGCCAGAGACUCUCAUGUCCCUAUUUUGGCACCUUUGCCUAUUGGGUUUGCUGUGUUCUUGGUUCAUUUGGCCACUAUCCCAAUUACUGGAACUGGUAUUAACCCUGCUCGUAGUCUUGGUGCUGCAAUUAUCUUCAACAAGGACAUUGGUUGGAAUGAUCACUGGAUUUUCUGGGUGGGACCAUUUAUUGGAGCAGCUCUAGCAGCACUCUACCACCAAGUUGUAAUCAGAGCCAUUCCUUUCAAGUCUAAGUAAUCGAAUCAAACGGUUUGUGAUCAAUCAAGACAUGUUUGUGGGUUUCGUUUCAUAAUCAUCAUUAUGAUCCGUUUAAUCUUAUAUAUCAUCCUUUUUAUUUUUGAAAUUUCAAGUGUUGUAUUUGGUAACUUGUAUGUAAAUGUGUAAUGUUAUUAUGAAUUUAUGAUGAUGAUGAUGAUGAUUAUGAUUAUUAAGGUGUGGAUGUGUGUUGCAUAAUGGGACAAAUCUCGUGAUUGUGUAUUUUGCCAAAUUGCCAAAUAAAAAAUAAAGAGUGAAUAGCCAAAUAUCUCAUUGAAA